This is a messenger RNA of Protopolystoma xenopodis, 426 nucleotides long. Lineage: Eukaryota; Metazoa; Platyhelminthes; Monogenea; Polystomatidea; Polystomatidae. The record is from the annotation of a GenBank genome assembly.
AUGAAAUCCUAUAUUUGGCUUCUUCAGAAUCAGGGCGAUUUUCUGGUGCGCGAAACAAGCAAAAAAGCUUCUGAUGCUGCCGUCAAUACGCCUUUAAUCGCUGUUGGAGCCAAAACGAGCACAAAUUGCGUUGGCAACAUUCAACCAUUUGCCGUCUUCCAUACAAAUGGCAUUCCUGCUUGCCAUGCCAACCCCACCGUCGUAACCAAAAUGGUGCUUUCUGUCUACUGGCAUGGCCAUAAACAUUUCAUCUUACAGGGCGGCCCUGCAAUGAAUGCUCCUGGUUGGUAUCUUGAAGAAGGUGUCUUUCCAACCGUCCGUUUUAGAGAUAAUCGUUUAUCAGGUUCCUAUGAUCCUUUGCUCUUACCUCUCCGCUCAGUGCCAGAUGUAAGGUUGCGCUGCAACUGCUCAUUAUUAUGGAGCUAA